UUCGAAGUGUCAAAUCAGAUGCCUUGGUCGUCUGUUAGAAAUAUUGUUUAUCGUUCUCGGUGUACUGUUUUCAGAACAGUAAAUUAAUACCGUGAUGUCUCGGCCGCUGAUUCCUGGUCAGCAAAAACUUGCUGAAAAAUUGCUUAUACUAAAUGACAGGGGUCUCGGGAUGCUGACGCGGAUAUAUAACAUUAAAAAGGCAUGUGGUGAUGCAAACUCAAAACCUGCAUUUUUGUCAGACAAAACAUUAGAAUCUUCCAUCAAACUUGUCAUCAAGAAAUUCCCAAACAUUGAUGUUAAAGGACUUCAAGCUUUGCUGCCACAUCGAAGUGAAGUGAUGAAAUCGCUUUCAUUAUACUACAACACUUUUGUAGAUCUUUUGGAUUUCAAAGAUAAAGUUGGAGAACUGCUUACAACCAUGGAUGCAUGCCAAGUUCACCUGGAUAUUGCUUUGAAUUUUGACCUUACCAAAGCUUAUUUGGAUCUUGUCUCAACUUAUACUUCUUUGAUGAUACUACUUUCUCGUGUUGAAGAUAGAAAAGCAGUACUGGGACUUUACAAUGCUGCACAUGAAUUGACUCAUAACCACAGUGAUGUGAGCUUCCCACGACUCGGUCAGAUGAUAAUGGAUUACGAUCCACCAUUGAAAAAACUAAGCGAAGAAUUUAUACCUCAUUCUAAGUUGCUGGUUUCAGCUCUUCUUUCCCUUCAGACUGUUUAUCUUAGGAGAAAUCUAACUGCUGAUAAAUGGAGGUCUGCCCAAAUGCUUAGUUUAACUUCAAACCAGAAUCAAAUGUUGAAUCCGGCACAAACAGAUACAAUGCCCUGUGAAUACCUAUCACUCGACUCAUUCGAACGGUGGAUCAUCUAUGGUUUUACUCUUUGUCAUCAGUUUCUGGCGCAACCGGUAGCCGUCAGUUUGUGGAUGAACGCGUUGCAAUCUGGUUGGGUUCUACCCCUAUUUCGCGAUGAAGUUAUUUGUUUUCACUCUUACAUUCAAGCUUUCUUCGAUGGCAUCAAAGGCUAUGGAAAACGUGUGACUGAAGUGAAGGAAUGCUUCAAUUUGGCAGUGCUAAACGCAGGAAAGAUUCACAUGGAUCGGCGUAUGUUCCUACGCACAGCUCUUCGGGAAUUAGAGCUUAUUCUUACCGAUCAGCCUGGUCUGCUUGGGCCCAAAGCUUUGUUCGUCUUUAUGGGACUCAGCUUUGCGCGUGACGAGGUAAAUUGGUUACUGCGCCACCACGACAAUCCUCCGCCAAGAAGUAAUAAGGGUAAAACCGCCGAAGAUUUGGUGGAUCGUCAUUUACCCGAGUUGCUUUUUUACAUGGAAGAAAUACGGGCUUUAGUUCGCAAAUACAGUCAAGUGUUACAACGUUAUUACGUCCAGUAUUUAUCGGGUUAUGACGGCGUUUCUCUAAAUCAACUAUUGCAACCAUUGCAAACGCUUUCUGAGGAAGAGAGUAUCAUUUUAUCAUCACUAUGUAACACCAUCGGUUCACUGAGCAUUAAACAAGUGGAGGACAAUGAACUGUUCGAUUUUCGUGGCCUCCGCCUGGAUUGGUGUCGCCUGCAAGCAUAUACCUCAGUUGCUAAAUCCCAGUUAGUCUUAAGCGACCACCGGGAUCUAGCAACGUUGCUUAACACAAUAGCAUUCCACACCAAAAUGGUUGACGCGCUUGAUGAUAUGCUGACAGAUACCUCCGAUCUUUCUAUAUUUUGUUUCUAUAACAAAUUGUUUGAAGACCACUUCCACAUGUGCUUGGAGUUCCCAGCACAAAACCGCUACAUAAUUGUAUUUCCCCUGAUUUGCGGUCAUUUUCAAAAUUGUACGCAUGAAUUGUGUCCGGAAGAGAGGCAUCAUAUCCGGGAGCGAAGCCUGUCUGUAGUCAACGUCUAUCUUGAAGAAAUGGCGAAAGAGGCAAAAAAUAUAAUCACUACCAUUUGCGACGAACAGUGCAACCUAAGCGACAGGCUUCUACCGAAACACUGCGCCCCUCUAAUAGCCCAAGUAGUCAAUAAGAAGAAGCGUGAAAAGUUCAGGAAACCUGAAACAGAUAAACCGGGCAUGGAGAGUUACCGAAAAACGCGAGAAGAUCUCACCACAAUGGAUAAAUUGCACAUGGCAUUGACGGAGCUCUGCUACGCUAUUAAUUACUGCCCAACCAUCACCGUAUGGGAUUAUGCGUUUGCUCCCAGGGAGUACCUCUACCAGCAUCUGGAAUCCCGAUUUGCUCGCGCCGUCGUAGGGAUGGUUAUGUACAAUCCUGAAACGGGCGAUAUCGCUAAACCCACAGAGCUCUUGGCUAGCGUAAAGGCUUAUAUGAACGUCCUUCAAACAGUGGAAAACUAUGUUCACAUCGAUGUGACCCGAGUUUUCAACAGCGUCUUGCUUCAGCAGACCCAAUCUGUGGAUAGUAAUGGCGAAAAAACUAUCGCAUCCCUAUAUGUUACUUGGUAUUCUGAAGUGUUGCUGCGUCGAGUAAGUGCAGGGCACAUAUGCUUUUCGCCUCUUCAACAGGCUUUUGUCAGUCUUACAGCUGAGGGCGCGAUGCCUUUUAAUGCUGAAGAGUUUUCCGACGUCAACGAAUUACGGGCUCUUGCUGAGCUGAUUGGUCCGUAUGGAAUGAAAUUGCUGAAUGAGACACUUAUGUGGCAUACAGCGAGUCAAGUGCAAGAGCUUAAAAAACUCGUGCUGAUGAACAAAGAUGUUCUAUUGGCUCUCCGUACAAAUUUCGACAGGCCAGAACACAUGAAAGAAUGGGCAAAGCGUCUACAACAGGUUGACAAUCUUCUGCAGCGCAUGACCAUCGUCGGAGUGAUUCUGUGUUUUCGCCAACUUGGACAGGAAGCACUGAAUGAUGUAUUGAAUCAACGCGUUCCUUUCUUAUUGUCAUCUAUUAUAGAUUUCAAAGAACAUUUCCCCGCAGACGAAGGUGAUGCAACGGUGGUGAAUGAAAUGGCUUCCGCAGCCGGAUUGAGUUGCGUAGUCGACCCAGUCUUAGUAACAGCCCUUAAAGUACAACGAACUGAAACAAACGAAGACGAACAUUUAGUGGCAUGCUUAUUGCUUGUAUUUAUCGCAGUGGCUUUGCCACGCCUGGCAAGAUCAGAAUCUUCAAUGUAUCGAGCUUACUUGGAAGGCCACGCGAACAACGCUCACUGUCUUGCCGCAGCGGUCAACACGGUUUUGUGCGCUUUAUUCGCUUUGUCGGGUAGAAGGGACACAGAAGAAAGAUUGAAAGAAUUCUUAGCUUUGGCUUCGUCAAGUCUCCUGCGCCUGGGACAGGAAAUUGAUAAAGAAGCAAUCAAGAACCGGGAAUCAAUCUAUUUACUGUUAGAUUUGAUCGUGCAAGAUUCUCCUUAUUUGACGAUGGAUCUCUUGGAAUCGUGUUUUCCAUAUGCCCUGCUGCGUAAGGCCAAUCAAGCGGUCUUCCGCUCAGAUAAUGUCACUUCCUAAAAUUACCUUUUACCGGUACGGUAACAAAAAAAUCCGACAAAGCAGAAAUCAGAUGGGUAGUACUCCGCAUUUUAUCUUCAAAUAUUUACACGAAUCAGCUUACUAAAUUCAGUAUUCUUUUUUUUUCUUACUCCGUUAUCAUCUCAUUAUCAGAAUGUAUGCCUUGACGACCAAUAAAUUCAUAUAGAGCUGUAA
Daphnia magna is the source of this 3652-nucleotide messenger RNA. It is a transcript of the gene Hem, whose product is annotated as membrane-associated protein Hem. The record is from RefSeq and is a predicted model, not a curated record. Gene Ontology annotation, cellular component: SCAR complex. The transcript is spliced from 24 exons. Gene Ontology annotation, biological process: cell morphogenesis; cell projection assembly; neuron projection morphogenesis. NCBI's taxonomy places the organism in Eukaryota, Metazoa, Arthropoda, Branchiopoda, Diplostraca, Daphniidae. Bases 95 to 3457 code for a protein of 1120 amino acids.